Molecule: messenger RNA, 3544 nt
Organism: Anolis sagrei ordinatus
Lineage: Eukaryota; Metazoa; Chordata; Lepidosauria; Squamata; Anolidae
Gene: ZSWIM3
Product: zinc finger SWIM-type containing 3
Molecular function (GO): zinc ion binding
Source: RefSeq, a predicted model, not a curated record
UGUGCCUGCCACGCGCAUGCGCAGGAAGAGAAUCCGCAAGGGCAGCCUGAGGGGCGGCGGUGCUUCUCAUUCCCUCCUCGGAGGGGCCUCUGGGGGCCGGGAUCCGCCAUGGAGCUGGGCUCCUGCUUCAAGAACUACACGGACUUCUCUGAGCACUUUGCCGCCUACAAGAAGGAGAGCCGGCUCCAGUUUGGCCUCAAGAGCUGCGUCUCCGUCCGCUUCCACAACCGACAGAACGGGACCCACAUUCGGGAGGACAUCACGUUCAUGCGGGUGAAGUUUGGCUGCAUUCAGUCGCGAGAGCAGGCCAAGAAGAAGAGGAAGAAGAAACAACAACAGCAAGAGGAGGAGGAGCCCCAGUUGUGCCCAGCCUACUUAGUCCUACAAUACAGUGAGGAGCUGGACCGGCUAGUGGUCACGGAGCUGAACUCCAACCACAUCCAUGCGGAGCCCAAGGCCCCUUUGUUCAGCUCUGACCGUUCCCCUUUGGCCAGGCUGGCCGCCAGAAUGGCCGCCUCCAGAGCCUACGGCGCCCCUCCGGCCAAACUGCGCAAAGAGGAGCCUGCAGAAGUGAAGGUGAAGGUCGAGGCCGACAGCGAUGUGAGCGAGAACACGGGAACCGAUGCCGAGAAGUGCCCGCCUGCUUCCCUUUCUCCUUCCGAGGAGCCAGGGGCCCCUCAGGCGGGCGAAGUCGGUGGCAGCAGCGCCAGCAGCUCCCCACUGGUGCACAUCGAUGAGGUGAUGCGGGUCUUCCAGCGCGCGGACGUGGGCUCCUUGGCCUCGUUCCGCCUGGGCGGUGGCAGCAGCAAGGAGCUGGAGCGUCUGAGCUUCCAGACGGGCAAGAUGAAGGGCCUGUUCCUCCGUUUCCCUGAGAGCCUGCUGCUGCACCGGGUGGUGGGCUGCGGGGGCCACACGCUGUACGCCUUCCUGGUGGAGAGCAAGGACCGGGUGGGGAAGCUGGUGCACUUGGCCAUCCUGAGGGACGACACGCCCGAGAACGUGCGUGAGAUGCUCUCCGUCUUCAAGAAGUUCAAUGAGGAGGGGGCAGAGGGGGGCCGGAGGGUCAAGGCGGUGCUGGUGGACGUGGCCUUCCUCCACCGGGAGGCCCUGCGGGAGCUCUUCCCCUCGGCGCAGGUGCUGCUCUCUGUCUACCACGCGGUGCGGCUCCUGGAGCGCAAGCUGAAGAAGUCCCGCGCCUCGCUGACCUUCAAGAGCGCUCUGCGGGUGGCCCUGCGCGAGGCCGUCUUCUCCCCGUCCGAGGCCAGCCUGGCGGCCCUCUCGCGCGUGGUGAAGGGCCUGGUGGACCCCGGCCUCUUUGAGCACCUCCAGGCCCACUGGUUCUCCUGCGAGAUGCUGUGGUACUUCCACGCCAAGAAGGGCCUGCACGCCUGCAGCACCUACAUCGACAGCCUGGAGCUGACCACCCAGAAGCUGGCCAGCCUCUUCGGCCCCCAGCUCUCCCUGCAGGCCGGCCUCCUCCGCCUCGUGGAGUCCGCCAACGACUUCAACACCAAGGGCCUGGAGAACCACCUCAACCAGGCCUUCUCCAACGGGGAGAAGACGGGCGCUGGGCGGCGCAGCAUCCUCAUGGAGGAGCUCAAGAGCCAGUCCCGGCCCCCCCUGCCACGCAGGCCUCGCCCGCCAAAGCACCCCCCGCCCGCGGCCGGCCAGGAGCUGCCCAAGCAGAGCGCCCGGCACAGCCCGGCCAAGCCGGUGGCCACCAUGCUGGCCGCCCUGAAGGAGACCUGCACGGAGCUGGCCUACCAGCUGUGCCUGAACGAGUGGGAUGUGGUGCAGAAGUCCACCCAGCUGGUGAUGGCUUCCUCCAGGAGGAAGGCCGCGGUCCAGCUGCUGGAGGACACCCACCAGGUCAGCGGGGGCGGACGGAACUGCAGCUGCUACUUCUACUGCCGCUACCAGCUGCCCUGCCGGCACGUCUUGGCGGUGCUGCUGGCGAACCAGCAGGUGGUGGACGAGGGCAUGGUGGCCAAGCGCUGGCAGAGGAAGUACCAGCACCUGCCCGCCCUGCGCCAGAACCACCUGGAGUGGCCCCAAGGCGGCCCGCCCGCGGCACUGGCAGCGGUGCCCAAGGAGCGUCAGGACAUGAUCCAGUCCCUCAGCACGGAGCUGGGCAACCUGCUCCUGCAGAGCGAGGAGGGCCAGGAGCUGGAGGAGCGCAGCGCCACCCUGCGCAUGAUCGUCAGCAUCUGGACUAAGCGCUCCGAGCUGCGGGAAGAGGAGGCCGCGGCCCUGAAGCCCCUCCACAUCCGCAAUGUGGGGGACCUACCCUUCCUCUGGGUCAAGAAGGAAGAGGUGGAGGGAGCCCAAAUCUCCUCGGUCACUCACGGGGCCGCUCUGGACACCAGCCAGACUCUGGUGGCUUGAAACACGGCCCUUUGGCCAGUCGGUCAGUCCCGCGUCUGGUCGGAGGGGCUGGUCCUGGCUUGGGCCAUUCUCCAAGCCCGUUGCAUCCCUUCCCGGUCCAGGGAGCUCAGGGUUGCUCUUCCGCACCUCAGCCAUGAAAGGGCCUCCUCUCCCCCCUUGGCGCUGACCCCCAAACUCUAGUCCCCCAGGUGUUCAGACUUCAACUCCCAGAAGUCUUGGCUGCUUUGACCACUGAUCAGGGAUUCUGGGAGCUGUAGUUCAAAACAUUGGGAGGAAACCGCUCUAGGGAGAUGUGCAGGGGGACGAAGGGUGCGGGGUUCCUCUCUGCUCAGGCCAGCCUUGCUUGAGUGCCGUUGAGAGACCCCCUCCUGUAUCCUGAAGGCAGGCCAGAGUGGCGCGAGGGCCUUGAGGGGGGCCAGCGUCCGGCUGCAGGCUUGACAAUCAGGGAAGCCGCUUCAUACCAAGGGGUGUCGUAUCCUCUGUGUUUUUUGUUCUGGGCACAACCUGCUUUGUUGGUUUUUUGUUACCAGAUGUUCUUGAUUCAGGUGUAUUAUUCUGCAUUCUCCACAACAUUGUUAUUUUAGCUUAGGUCAGGUUAAGGAAACCCACCGGGAUUGUUGAUAUUCUCUUGCGUUGUGUGGGAACGUCCGCCGCACCCGGUGCCUGUGUUUCAGCCCCGAAGCCCCUGAGGUGGAGGCCAGGUGUUCGUGCAGGUGUCUUGAGGGGAGGCGGCGCCCCCUUGGUGCUCUCUCUCCCCGCUCUCCAAAUCCUCUGCCAGAGGGGCAGGUUUUGCUGCUAUGUUCUCAAGACCAAAUUAGUUGUUGAAAAUGCAGAUCUCACUCUCGAGUUAAAAACUUUUGUAUUGUUAUUGGUAUUGUUAUUAUUAACUCUGCGGCUUUGCUGCUGAAGUCAUUGUUUAGUUCUGUUCAUUUCCCGCGCCAUCUUGGCAAAGGAACAGUUGUGGAUUCGUGAUGAAUAAAUUAUACCGUGUUAAUUUAAAAGGGCGCUCCCCCCCCCCCUUAAGAAGGGAACCAGUUCAGGGGGCUGCGGAAAAGGUCACCGGGGUGCAGUUUUGGCUGCCCAACCCCUUGCGGAGCUGAGCUGGACUCCAAAUGAGGCCAGAGUCACUUCUGGUCCCAAUAAACCCCUUGAAUUCUGA